Messenger RNA from Sorghum bicolor (sorghum), 2321 nucleotides. RefSeq names its product laccase-21. The record is from RefSeq and is a predicted model, not a curated record. The transcript has 3 exons. Gene Ontology annotation, biological process: lignin catabolic process. Gene Ontology annotation, molecular function: copper ion binding; hydroquinone:oxygen oxidoreductase activity. Bases 104 to 1828 code for a protein of 574 amino acids. Gene Ontology annotation, cellular component: apoplast. Lineage: Eukaryota; Viridiplantae; Streptophyta; Magnoliopsida; Poales; Poaceae.
AUACUUUGGGGUAUCCGCUGCAGAUGAUCGAAUCGCAGCAACGCACGGAGCCGAUCGAGCGCACAUUGCGGAAGCUAUAGCAAAUUAAGCCGGUGUAGCUAAGAUGCCGGCUGCAGGCCUUUGCUGGUUACUGCUAGGCGUGGUGUUAGCCUUUGGAGUUGCAGCUAGCCCGGCGCAGGCCUCCAGGAAUUCGUUGCUGCUUGAACAGUCUCCUGCAGCUGGUUACUACGACUUCGUUAUCAAGGAGACCAAGGUCACCCGGCUGUGCCAGGAGAAGACCAUCCUGGCCGUGAACGGGCAGUUCCCCGGGCCGACCAUCUACGCGCGCAAGGGCGACGUCGUCGUCGUCAACGUGUACAACCAGGGCAGCAAGAACAUCACCCUGCACUGGCACGGCGUGGACCAGCCGCGGAACCCAUGGUCCGACGGGCCGGAGCACAUCACGCAGUGCCCCAUCCAGCCGGGCGCCAGCUUCUCCUACCGCAUCCUCUUCACCGAGGAAGAGGGCACGCUGUGGUGGCACGCGCACAGCGACUACGGCCGCACCACCGUGCAUGGCGUCAUCGUCAUUCGCCCCAAGGAUGACGGCUCCGCCUACCCCUACCCGAUGCCGGACGGGGAGGUGCCCAUCAUCCUUGGGGAGUGGUGGAACGCCGACGCGGAGCAACUUUUUCUGGAGGCCCGGCGAACCGGCGGCGACGUCAAAGUCUCCGACGCCAACACCAUCAACGGCCAGCCCGGCGACUACGCGCCGUGCUCCAAGAACGACACCUUCAGGAUGUCGGUGGAGCAUGGCAAGACGUACCUGCUCCGGGUCAUCAACGCAGGGCUCACCAACCACAUGUUCUUCGCCGUCGCCGGGCACCGCCUCACGGUGGUCGGCACCGACGGCCACUACGUCAAACCGUUCACCGUCGACUACAUCAUGAUCGCCGGAGGGCAGACCAUGGACCUCCUCCUCGAGGCCAACCGCACCACCAACAGUUCCGGCGACAAUAAUAGCCGCUACUACAUGGCUGCGAGCCCGUAUUACACCAACGCAGGACGAGUCCGAUACGACGAUAAGGUCACCACGGCUAUUCUCGAGUACACGGACGCGCCGCCCUGCUCGGGUCCACCGGACUACCCCUACCUGCCGUCUGUCCGUGAUGUCGCCGCGGCGACGUCGUACACGGCGCAGCUCCGGUCCCUGGCUAGCAAGGACCACCCGAUCGAUGUGCCAAUGGUGGUCGACGAGCACAUGCUCGUGACCAUCUCUAGCACUGUGCUCCCCUGCGAGGCCAACAACACAUGCAAUGGCCCAUUAGGCGGCCGCAUCGUGCAGAGCUUGAAUAGCAUCAGCUUUGUGCCACCGGCCAUCGACCUCCUCGACGCGUACUACGACUCCAUCAGCGGCGUGUACGAGCCGAACUUCUCUAACAGGCCGCCAUUGUUGCAGCUCACGAAGCAGGGCACCCAGGUGAAGGUGGUGGAGUAUGGCACCGUGGUGGAGGUGGUGUUCCAGGACGACCUCACCGGUGAGGGCCAUCCCAUGCACCUGCACGGCUACAGUUUCUACGUGGUAGGCCAAGGGUUCGGUAAAUUCAACAAGUACAUGGAUCCGGCGAAGUACAACCUGGUGGAUCCGCCGUACCAGAACACUGUCUCUGUGCCCCCGAAUGGCUGGGUUGCAAUACGCUUCCGUGCCACAAAUCCUGGUGUGUGGUUUAUGCAUUGCCACAUCGAUAUUCACAUGGUGUGGGGCAUGAACGCUGUGUUUAUUGUGGAAAAUGGUAAAACCUCGGAUGCUCAAAUGUUGCCACGUCCUCCUAACAUGCCCAAGUGCUAAAUAAGGAAAGACAAGGGCAUAAGUCAUGCCUAGAUCUUUCUCUUGUGCUUUUUCUCACCUGAAACCUUGUCUUUCCUCCUUUUCCUUUUCCAUAUCCUUCUAGUUCUCCGGAUGCACGCUCCCGACUGCGCGUAUAGUUACGCGCAGGUGAUGGUGAUUUGCCAGGUGUGGAAAGAUAGGAAAGACAUAUGGAAACUCUUGGAGAUAAUUUUGUGGAGAUGCUCUUACUAGAUUAGCAAUUGGUUUAAUUAUUUGCGGCACAGAUUGUAAGUGGUGUGGUUUCUUCAAACAAUUAUUUAUUUAUUAUAUAUACCGUUUAUGUUUGGUUUUCUUUUUUCAUUUGUUGGGACAGAAAAAAUAUAUUUGUUGUAUUCGUUGUUUGCACAUCAUGUAGAUUUACACAUACUUCAUUCUUCAAGUGUUUAAUUAAAAAUGUAUGUUACAGUACAUUCUGUAUCCUGUGAAAAUUCAAUAUACAUACGUGCUUUAUUUA